Molecule: messenger RNA, 633 nt
Organism: Daldinia caldariorum
Lineage: Eukaryota; Fungi; Ascomycota; Sordariomycetes; Xylariales; Hypoxylaceae
Product: Sm-like ribonucleoprotein
Exons: 6
Coding region: 1-633 (210 amino acids)
Biological process (GO): mRNA splicing, via spliceosome
Cellular component (GO): cytoplasm; U4 snRNP; U4/U6 x U5 tri-snRNP complex
Molecular function (GO): RNA binding
Source: RefSeq, a predicted model, not a curated record
AUGUCGAACAAGCAGGGCAAAAUGGCCGGUUAUAUCAACUACCGGAUGAGGGUUACGUUGAUGGACGGCCGCCAGAUGACGGGUCAGAUGCUUGCUUUUGAUAAGCAUAUGAACCUUGUCCUCGCCGAUACUGAGGAGUUCCGACGCGUAAAACGAAAGCAAACAAAGCCUGCAGCUCCUGGCGCACCUGGCUCAGCGGCGACCCUGACGAUUGAGACAGAAGAGAAGCGUACUUUGGGUUUGACGAUUUUACGGGGUGCCCACAUUGUUUCUCUGUCCGUCGAAUCUGCGCCUCCGGCCGAUCCUAGCACGCGACUUGGAAAGAGUACUCCUGGUGGUUUGCCUACUGGCUUAACUUCUGGUCCCGGUGUUGCGCGUCCUGCCGGUCGUGGUGCAGCUCCAUCGUCUCUUGCUGGUCCGGCUGCUGGUGUUGGUGGCAGCGCCCCCCCUCCUUUCCCUCAGUUUGGUGGAGCCCCUGGAUUUGGACCUGGACGAGGUGGUCCUCCCGCACCUGGAUUUCCUCCGGGUGGAUUCCCACCGCCAGGCUUCCCUCAGAACACUCAGUUCCCGCCUCCCGGAUUUAAUCCUGCAGGUGGCCCUCCUCCGGGAUUUAAUCCCCCACCAAGAAGAUAA